AUGGCUGCCCGUCGGGACUCAGUGACUGUGAAAGAGGAAUGUGCUGCGGCGGCGGCGGCGGCGGCGGCGGAAGGCCAAGGGGGCCCGCCCCUCAAAGAAGGCGGCGACAACAGCGUGUUCGACGGCGGCGGCGGAGGCGGCGACGCGGGAGACGGGGACGGCGCAGACGCGGCGGCGGCGGCGGCGGCGGCGGCCGCUGCUGCAGCGGUGGAGGGCAAAGCCGGGCUCCUGAGCUCCACGGCCGCCGACCAUCCGGACGACCAGGACGACGAUGAACAGCCCAUGAUCUGCAUGAUCUGCGAGGACAAAGCGACGGGCCUGCACUACGGGAUCAUCACGUGCGAAGGGUGCAAAGGUUUCUUCAAGCGCACUGUUCAGAAUCGGCGUGUAUAUACUUGUGUGGCUGAUGGCAACUGUGAAAUCACUAAAGCGCAACGUAACCGCUGUCAGUACUGCAGAUUCAAGAAAUGUAUUGAGCAGGGUAUGGUGCUUCAAGCUGUUCGAGAGGACCGGAUGCCUGGCGGCCGCAAUUCUGGAGCAGUAUAUAACUUGUAUAAGGUGAAGUACAAAAAACACAAGAAAUCUCCUAAGAAUGGGCAGUCAAAAGGACAAAAGGGCGUGAUAAAUACAGGACAUGGAAUACCAUCACAUUUAGUGAAUGGCACUAUUUUGAAGACUGCCUUGACAAAUCCUAGUGAGGUUGUGCACCUGAGGCAGAGAUUGGACAGCGCAGUCAGCUCUUCCAGAGAUAGAACCUUACCUAUAGAAGCAGCAUUACCUAUGAUUCAAACCCUCAUUGAUUGUGAUGAAUUUCAAGAUAUAGCUACUUUGAGAAAUUUGGAUGAACUUUUGGACCACAAGUCGGAUUUAUCAGAGAAACUCUGCCAGAUUGGUGACUCAAUUGUGUACAAAUUGGUACAAUGGACAAAGAGACUACCUUUCUAUUUAGAACUCCCUGUUGAGGUACACACUAGACUUCUUACUCACAAAUGGCAUGAAUUGCUGGUUUUGACAACAUCUGCUUAUCAGGCUAUUUAUGGGCCACAUAAAAUGGGAAAUCCAGCAAAUGAUGGCACUGAAGCAGAUUUCAUGCAAGAAGUAUCAUAUAACCUUUGCAUGCUUCAGUCUUGUCUCACAUCAAUGAUGGGAAGAUCAAUCACAAUGGAUCAACUUCGACAAGAUGUGGGGUUAAUGGUGGAAAAAAUUACCCAUGUUACUCUAAUGUUUCGCAGAGUAAGACUCCGCAUGGAAGAGUACGUGUGCCUUAAGGUCAUUACAAUGCUCAACCAAGCUCGAGGAGGUUCAAGCGAGUUGGAAAUCAUUCAAGAUCGGUAUAUGACAUGUCUGCGAACAUUUGUAGAACACAACUUUCCACAACAGCCCUCGCGUUUUCAUGAACUACUAGUCCGGCUGCCUGAGGUUCAAUCAGCAGCUGCUUUGCUUCUCGAAAGCAAAAUGUUCUAUGUUCCGUUCCUGUUAAACUCAGCAAUCCAGAGAUAGUACUGCAUAGUGUUAGGUAGUGGCAGCUACCGAGGGACAAAACAAUGUGACAAUCGAGAGUGGCAGAACGGAAUAGGCCACAUGCUGAUUAUGGCUCUGUGAUCAAAGGAACAAAAUGAUAGAUGUUGCCUGACGUGAUACUCCUUGACCAUUUAUUUGCCAAGUCAGAUAAAUUGGAAUGGAGCUUCAAGGAUAGUCAUAUGUCUGUUUGAUGUCUGUAUAGCCUGAUAUAGUUUUAUAAUGUCUGGAAGGUCAAGUACAAGAUUUCUGUUGCACUGGAAGAAAUUAAUGGUUAUAAGCAGUGCUUUAGUUACCAUUUUAUGUGAGAAUUUGAUAUAAAAGGCUGGAUCCUGAGAACAUAUGUUAUCUUGAAAAUAUGUUGAAAUUUGGAAGUUUACGGCAGAGUAUCCCUAUGGCGUGUCCUGUUCUUCUCUAAAAGGUUUAUUGAAGCUUUGUUAAAAAUGGCUUACUGUUUUACAUACACUGUUACCACCAUAAAUAUUAAAUGAAAUGGUUAGUAAUAAAAGAAAUGGAGCAUAUUGUAUGUGCAGACAUAAUAAAUUAUGUCAACAAGUUGCAUUCAACAUGAAAAGUGUUUGUUGCAAGUUGUGUUUGUGUUUGAAAGAUACAAAAAUUUAACACCAUUGUUUUGAAAGGUGAUUCACAGAGAACUGUGAUUUUAUAGUUGAAGAAUGAGGAUAUAAAUCACAAGACAGUAUGUGGUAAUGAAAUGUUUGUUUUUCUGCUAUGAUACUAUUUGUUUACAAUAUUAUAAUACAAAAUAAAGUGUUACCAUGUUGCCAGGAAUUGCAGCUAAUGUUAUUACCAAAGUAUUCUACUGCCUUAAAUUGAAGUUACCAGAGAAAAUGAUAAGUUGUCUGAAGAUUAAUAAUCUAUGAUUGUGAUAUUUCCCUCAUAUAAGAUGGGAUACAGCUUUACUAUAAUUUAACAGGCAGCAUCACUGUGAUGCGAAGGGGCAAGAUCUACUCUCUGUUGACAUCUAACAGGCUGCAUUGUCAUAUGGACAAAACACCAUUAUUAUUCUUAAUUGUAAGAUCAGUGAAAUUUAGUCUUACUUUGUGAGAUUAAAUAAAAAUAUUCCAGUCUGAAAACUUUUAAGUUACCAGUGUAAAGCAGGUUUAAUAUUAAAAUAAGUGUUCCUUUAAGACACUUGAUGCUGAAUAACAUAGUAAAACUGUGUGAUCAGUAAGCUAGUGUUUUGUUUCAAACUUGUGUUAUUUCUGUAGGUUCCCUGACGAUGGGAAUGUACUGUCAGGUUGAUUUGCAAGAAAGGGAUGAACCCUUUGGACAUUUAAGAAAAAAACAAUAGAUUUUUCUUUGCCUUUUUAAAUUUUAUGUGCAUAUUGUAAGUAUUUUUGUGGUGAAACCACUCAUGAGAAAAUGAAUCAAGUGUUUAGUAAUAAAUAGAUUAUAUUUACAUUAUCCUAGCAUUUUACUAUUUGUAUAUUCUAUGGAAUCUUAAAUUC
Gryllus bimaculatus (two-spotted cricket) is the source of this 2987-nucleotide messenger RNA. NCBI's taxonomy places the organism in Eukaryota, Metazoa, Arthropoda, Insecta, Orthoptera, Gryllidae. The record is from the annotation of a GenBank genome assembly.